This is a messenger RNA of Opisthorchis viverrini, 4191 nucleotides long. RefSeq lists its product as hypothetical. Bases 7 to 2571 code for a protein of 854 amino acids. The transcript is spliced from 3 exons. Lineage: Eukaryota; Metazoa; Platyhelminthes; Trematoda; Opisthorchiida; Opisthorchiidae. The record is from RefSeq and is a predicted model, not a curated record.
GCAGCAAUGGCGCAGGACCAUACACAACCGCUGAUCGUGCCUCAGCCCGGAUUCUUAAUUACUCAGUUCCGUCCGAACGUACCAUUUCCCCGCCCGGUUCAAUCACCUGUUGGUUUCUUUGACGGUCGUCAGCAGAAUCCGUGGGCAUCCGUAGUGGGUCAUUUGCCCGCUACAGCUCCUCUCCUUCACCCUCCCCCUCAACCCUCAGCUCAAGUGCCAAACGAAUCAGUUGACCGGGAUUACCGUGUCGUUAGCUACGAGGACUUGGAAAAAAUGUUACCAGAAACAAAAGCUUCCACACGAGUCGAAGUGGGCCUGCUUCCCAGUGGCGAGGCUUUCGCUCCAAAGACAGCUGCAAGGGGCGAAUAUCUCCUUUUUCCAUCAAAAGCCAGUUACAUCCUUUAUUUUACGCAUCACUAUUUUUCGCGUGAAAAUCUCAUCCGGGAUUCCACUUUCCUCCGAAUGCUUGUCAACCGGCUCACACUCCCACUGGACAAGCUCAUACAAGCCCCACGCCUUCUCGCUUUGAAAACAACCGUGGAUGAGGUGGAACAGGCGUUGAUCAACAGCAAAGUGGUUUGUCUAGAAGAUAUGGGAGGUGGCCUGCGUGGAGUUCGUCGGAUUGAUCGAUUUCCGGAGGAAUCGUGGGUACCAUACCCAUCGUCCGACAACAGUUUGACAGCAUUAGUGACGAACAGGUCAAUUCCGCCUCACGUGCCACCAACCUUUUCACCAAAUGAAGCUGAGGAGGGUAUCCUUGUCACGUCAAAUGCUUCAGUGACCGAUCUCGGUAGCAACGAGCCCACAGUCGAUCAGUCCCCUACAUCUACCAACAUCAGAGAAAUCGGGAGCUCAACCCCCACCGCUAUAUCCAAUCAGCCUAGUUUUGCCAGUCCUCUCACUUCCACUAGUACUGUCAUUGGGCAGCUCACCACUGCGUCUGCAAACACUUUCACCUCUCAGGCGACACGCAUGACCACGGGACCCGCGAACGCUGCUCUCUCAUUCGACCGCUCUCCCGGUGCGAGCUGGCCACCGCAACAUGCUGGUGCAUUGAUCUGCUCUAACGGUUAUACUCUGACUGCGGGAUCACAGCAUUCUAUCAGCGUGGGUCCACCAGUCCCCAUUGGUGGAUAUCAAAAUAGCCUUCCCAAUGGUUCGAACUAUGCCUCUCCAAUACAGGGUGGAAGUUUACACUCGACCGAAGGUGUGCCCGUCCACGCAUUGCCCAUUCGGCCAGCAUCGUGUCUCCCGCAAUACUUGCUGAAUCAAGGCAGUCACAAUGCUCCUGCCGUGUAUGCUGCGGGUCCUACGAUGAACUUUGCAAUGACCUCUGUAUCCGGUGGCCAACAAGCAACCCAGGUCGCCUCACCACCAUUCGCUAAUGCCGUUUUCACUGGUCAUCCUAACCCAUUAGCCACUUUGAAUGCAACUCAGAGCCAAGCGGCGUGGGCUGCUGCAUAUAUGACUGCACUACAACAACAACAGCAACAAGCUGCCUACGUGCAUCCCGCCGUCCCUCCCAGCAUGCAUGCUCAACACGCGAUUCCCUCUCCUGGUCAAACAGCUUUUCCUUUCUACUACACAACCCAACCGUUCCAUUUGCCGGCUCAACUCUCACGUCACCCAACAGCUCCACGUUUGUCUCAAACUCCAGUUUAUCCGCUGCAAGCCGCAUACGCUUAUUCAUCUCCACAUGGUGCUCUUUUGCAUACUUCAAUCCAACAGCAUCCCACUGAUGUGUCUAGUCAUUUGGGUAAGGGAAGCGCUGGUGUUACAGACGUGGGAUCAACUUUCCAAUCAAUUACCAAUGCUACUCAAGUUCCAUGUAACAUCUCAUAUCCCUUCCUUUUACCACAACAUAUGCAAGUCCAUCACACGAGCCCUUCCGUUCACAAUUCUAAUGCUGUGUCUGGGCUGACGGCUGCCGCAGCUAAUCUAUAUAUUCAACGUCCUACUCGUCCUAGCUCCACAAUCAAUAGUUCUGGUCCCAUCGGUUCUAGUGCUACAUCCACCCCAAGUCCUUCCGUUAUGGCCACAGUCCCGCUGUCUGCGAAGUUUCCCACCUCCCACCUCGACGCAAAAGCUAACAUUCACUCUACUGUUGGGGAGGUGGAGCCUCAGUCGUUGACCCCUUCGGAAUCGACCGAACACCAAGUCAGUAAUACGGUAACCUCUGUGUCUCUGGAGUCAUGCAACACGACGGUAAUAUCUUUGGAAUCACCCGGUGCUUGUGUUUAUUCCCAGCAAAAUGUCAAAUCGGUUACUGAUAGUGCAAACGCUGUCUGUCUCUCCGAGCAAGCAUCUGGUACACCUAAUAUCGCUGUUCCUCUGGCCUCUGUCACGGAUGAAAAGCCGGCUCAUUUCAAUUCUGCAGAUGAUUCUGAGGAUUCCGCGAGUUCCGGUAUAGGUGAAAUGAACUCAGCUUGUAGCAGCAAUACUAGCGAUGCACUCACCAAUUCGUCCAGCACGCUGACCGACCAAGCGAUCGGUCCGGCCCACUAUCCGCUGGUUAGUCGUCGACAAUAUUCUCAUUCAAAUCGUUUUAAGGACGCGUCAUCCAAAACCUGAUCUAUAUUUUCCAUACUUUGUCUCCUCUCUACCACCAAUACCUUUGCCUCAUUCACGCUUUCAUUCUCGGUUGUUCGUGUGCAGAUCAAACAGCCUCGCCCUCAUCUUGACCCUUCCGGCAACGUUUGGAUUCAAUUCUGCCCUGAUAGCGAGCUGAAUGAACUGUUGACUGUGACCGCUUCUGCUACAGCACCACUACGCACCACUCCUGCAACUGUGGGAGCAUGUGUGAAUACUUUUCAGUUGGCGAACUGCUGCUAGUGAUCGUCAUUCCGCGCAUUCACACAAACACCGAUACUUCAGAAUUUGGUCAAAAAAAAUCCCAAAGUUUUGACUGAAACUUCCAAAAAGAUUCACCCAUUUUUGCCUGCAUUGAAAAUCAACAGAUCCCACUUACUUCCUCUCCACAUUGUUGUAUUUUUUCGGCCAACGUUUUGCAACCGUCGCCCUGUUGUAGGAUGUCAACAAUCACCGGAUGGUAAAUGUUGAUCUUUUCAGACUGCCUCAUUUACGCGUCGCGGUCAUCGUCGUUCGAGGACUCGAUGGAUGGAUGGAUGGAGGUUCUGUGAUACAUUCCCGUGAUCUUGUCAAUCAUACUCUGCUUUUGGCUUGGGUCAGCAACUUCUUGCCUCAAUGGCUCACUUGUGCCGAGAUAGCCACGUUCUACUUCGUUCUUAUCUGUAUUGUUCCUGCCUCCUGUUUCUUCCAAUCAUGCAAAACGUGGUGCACAUCACCCACACGGAGAUUUGGAACUUCACACAUACUUUUACCUCCGGUCGACCCCAUCCUUAUCGUCUUAUAUGCGUAAUCAUCCUAUUUUCUCAUCUAUUCCGGCGGUUCAUCCACUUCUUAUCAGUACUAUUAUUAUUAUUACUAUUAUCACGCUUGCUAGAACUUAUUUCAUCUUUUUGUCCUUCUGUAGGUCGUCUCAGCUAGUCAUUAUUUAAACGCCCCCCUAUCCUAGUGCUGCUACCUCGAUUGGUGCUCUCCCAACUCGUUUCGUCUGCCACGACUGCCCUUCUUUUUCCAUGAGCGAACCAAGCGCCUUAUGUAACAGUUUUUCAGUGGAUUCUGCUGUUGCUCUGGCCGCCAUCUCUUCCUUCUCGGCGUGCUCCUCUUUUCAGCUUCACCCCAAUCCAUUGAUCUGUCUAGGCUACACACACCAGUUUCGGACUUCAUCCACGAUGUUUCUCAUUGUGUGAGUAAGUCUUUACUUUCCCGCUGAUUUUACUACUAUCUCUGUUGCGUCAGUGGUGCGCGAAGACGCAAGGGGCUUCUGCUUCAUGUGGACCGAAACUUCAAUUAGGUUUUUCUAUAAAAACAAACAAAAAAUUCUAGAUCUUCCAUUUUUCUAAUGAAAAAAACCAGAAAAAACUGACUGCCGGCUCCCCACCCCUCCAGACUCAUUCAGCUGUGUUGUUGAGGAGAGGAUUUUUAUUGUGGAAACCAUUGGUCUAUGAUGAUGAUUGGUGUUCGUACGAAGACUGUAGAAGAGCGUGGUCCAAUUUUCCCCAGAACGUCGCACGGUCCUUGGCUCUGAGAUGUAAUUGUGUCUGCUGCCACUUAUCUUCCGACCUGCUCCGAACACAAAAUUAGUUGAAUAAACUAUCAGACCACGCC